Messenger RNA from Ciona intestinalis (vase tunicate), 2397 nucleotides. NCBI's taxonomy places the organism in Eukaryota, Metazoa, Chordata, Ascidiacea, Phlebobranchia, Cionidae. The record is from RefSeq and is a predicted model, not a curated record.
CUACAACGACAACUGCUGGUGUAGUAGAAAAAACAAUUUCAACACAAACAACUGCUGGUUUUGUUGAAGAGACAACUACAGCACAAACAACUGCUGGUUUGGUUGAAGAGACAACUACAACGCAAACAACUGCUGGUCUGGUUGAGGAGACAACUACAACACAAACAACUGCUGGUUUGGUUGAAGGGACAACCGCAGCACAAACAACUGCUGGUUUGGUUGUAGAGACAACUACAACGCAAACAACUGCUGGUCUGGUUCAAGGGACAACUACAGCACAAACAACUGCUGGUUUGGUUGAAGAGACAACUACAGCACAAACAACUGCUGGUUUGGUUGAAGAGACAACCGCAGCACAAACAACUGCUGGUUUGGUUGAAGAGACAACUUCAGCACAAACAACUGCUGGUGUUGUUUAUGAGACAACUACAGCUAUAUUUAUUGGUAAUACAGAAGUUUCCGAUACUAUAUCAACUACUGUUGCAGAUUCUGUGGGUACUACUUAUAUUCCUUCAGAUCCGGUGGUUGAAUUUGUAAACUCUGGUUCCGAUUUUCUUUCUGUUUUUACUGUUUUCAAAGUUGUAUCUCCGGCUGAUAGUUACGUGGCAGAGAUAAUUUCUCCGCAUUAUGUUCCAAAUUCAAAACAAGUUAUUUUAAAUUCAUCUAUUAAAAAGGUCCAUAAUGUUACAUUUUUUGGACUGUUACCAGCAACAACAUAUAAUGUAACGAUUACACCAAUUAGAAACAAUCAUACUCAAGCUCCAAUAUUAACAUCUGUUAAGACAGAAAAAGUGGGUCAUCCAUCUAAUGUGUUUGUUACCAAUAUAACAAAGACUUCUUUUGUGUUGAACUGGGAUUUGAUUUUAAAAGCAGAUUACUACGUUCUUCAAAUUUUGGUGCCAAAUCGAGUUGUGCGAAGAGAUGUUGAUGCAUCAUCUGGUUUCUAUGUGAGAGAGUUUAAUAUUACUAGUAGUUCAGCUCUUGUUUCUGGAUUAGAACCUGGUACUAUUUACACAAUACGGUUGUUGGCUGUAUUUGAUGGCUUUCGGGCUGAAUACGUGGAAAUACUACAAGCAACUAAACCGAAUCCUGUAAAAUUUCUAAAUGUAACCCACGAAGGAAUUCAAUCAAUCACUGUUGAAUUUGGAGCUGCUGAAGGAAACUUACAGUAUUAUAGUUUUACAAUUGCGCCAUUGUAUAAUAAAGACGACAUUCUAAAUACAAUACAGGUAAACAAGACAGAUGUAACUAAUACCGGGACAGUUGAAUUUGUGAACCUAACACCAGAAACCUUAUAUUCUAUUACCGCACAAACUCAUGUUCUGCAAGAGUCAAGUGAUCCUGUUGUUUAUCAUCAAGCAAAAACAGCUGAUGAAAACAAUGAAACUCCACAAACUACAAGACCAUCACUCUUGUCAAGUAUGCCAAAGAACGCAACUUAUACAAAUACGUUUACAACAUACAACACAAACACAUACAACAUAAAUAAUCCAACAGAAAAUAUUAGAGUAGAAAACUUUACAGUAGAAUCAAAAACAAGAAUAUCCCAAGCCAUUACUACGACUGCAGCAUCAAAUAUUACUAAAGCAACAAGAUCAACAAUCGGUUUGGUGCCCGAAUCAAAAACAGUUAAUACAACAAUAGCUACCAUUAGUUCUGUACCUGAAUCAACUUUGGUUGAAAGUACAUCAAUGGCAGAUUUAACAAUUGUUGGGUCAGAAUUAGUAACUACCAGUUCAACCGCUGAAUCAACUACUGUUGAUGCAACAACAGUGACAACUAAUUCUGUACCUGAAUCAACUUUCGUUGAAAGUACAUUAAUGGCAGAUUUAACAACUGUUCAAACUGAUGCUGUAACUAUCAGUCCAGUUGCGGAUUUAACUACUGAUGAUGUAAUAUCAGCAACAACUAUUUCUGUGCCUAAGCUAACUACAUUUGAAAGAACAACAAUGGCAGAUUUAACAAUUGUUGGGUCAGAAUUAGUAACUACCAGUUCAACCGCUGAAUCAACUACUGUUGAUGCAACAACAGUGACAACUAAUUCUGUACCUGAAUCAACUUUCGUUGAAAGUACAUUAAUGGCAGAUUUAACAACUGUUCAAACUGAUGCUGUAACUAUCAGUCCAGUUGCGGAUUUAACUACUGAUGAUGUAAUAUCAGCAACAACUAUUUCUGUGCCUAAGCUAACUACAUUUGAAAGAACAACAAUGGCAGAUUCAACAACUGUUGAAUCAGAAGUAGUAACUACCAAAUCUACUUCCGUUGAAAGUACAUCAAUGGCAGAUUCAACAACUGUUGGAUCAGAAUUAGUAAUUACCAGUUCAACUGCUGAAUCAACUACUGUUGAUGCAACAAUGAUUACAAGUAGUUCUGUAACAGAAUCAAGUUCGAUUGAAA